Molecule: messenger RNA, 204 nt
Organism: Scutellospora calospora
Lineage: Eukaryota; Fungi; Glomeromycota; Glomeromycetes; Diversisporales; Gigasporaceae
Source: the annotation of a GenBank genome assembly
ACCAUGUAAAAAUUAUUUUAUAUGGGGAAAAUUAAGUUACGAAACUGAAAAUAAUGAUAUAAUAUAUCCAGAUCAAACAUCAAUUAAAGGUGUGCAAGGUUUAAAUGGUAGUAAAAAUGGUAUACAAGGUGGAUUUAUUUUUGAUGUUGUAGAUCAAAAUAACAAUAUUGAAAUAGCUAAGAUAAAAUUAAAUUUUGAUGUUCC